AUGGAAGUGCCACCCGGAGCAUUGCCAAAAGGGUUCCCUUCACAGCUCCAAGUCUUCGGAUGUAUGAUCGGCAAGUGGCUGUUAGGAGCAGUGCGGGGCCGGGGAAUCAGCUCCCUAGUUCGGAACCAUCUCCUGGUUCAUGAAAUUGCCGAAAUUCAGGGAUUAUUUGCAGGAGAAGUAGGAGAAGUGGUGGAGAGAGAGGAGGAGAUAGCGGGGAAUGUCGAGGAAGCAGCAGAGGAAGUGGAGAAGGUAGCAGAGGAGGUGGCAGAUCAGCUUCCUGAGGGUGGGAAGCUUAGGGAUGAGAUCGCCUUUGUUGAAAACGUUGCCAAGCAUACCGCCAUGGAUGCUCACUUAGCACAAGAAGUCUUUGACAAGGUCGAAGAAGUGGAAAAGAAAGUGGAAUCCAUCGUUGAUCAAGCUGCAAAUGAAGCACCACCUGAUCAAAGUCGGAAUUAGUUAUAGCUUCUGUGGAGGUCAGGUCACCCAUAUAUGAUAUAAAGAUGUCCUUGCGUAAACAAUAUAGUUUUGUAAUUCUUACAUUUACCAAUAUUUAGUUUAUCUACAUGUAUCUAAUCCUUCAUAUAAAUUCAAUUAGGAAAAUUUCAUGUU
This is a messenger RNA of Punica granatum (pomegranate), 609 nucleotides long. The record is from RefSeq and is a predicted model, not a curated record. NCBI's taxonomy places the organism in Eukaryota, Viridiplantae, Streptophyta, Magnoliopsida, Myrtales, Lythraceae.